Molecule: messenger RNA, 367 nt
Organism: Morone saxatilis (striped sea-bass)
Lineage: Eukaryota; Metazoa; Chordata; Actinopteri; Moronidae
Product: transmembrane protein 238
Source: RefSeq, a predicted model, not a curated record
CCGCCUCUGUGACUGCGAGGCUAGCGACCUGAGCGGGGCUGAGCGCCUCACCUGGCUCACCUUACAGCCGCUCUGAAACUCAAUGCCACGGCACAAAGGCUCCGGGAAAUAAGCGCUUAUUGUCAGAGACCUGAGCGUCUCUUCGGAGCCACAUACUGUAUGUUGACAUGGAACCGGUGUACCGGGGUCUGGGCCGCUGUGUGUGCUGUUUCUGGCUCGCAGUAGCCUUUGACAUUGUGGGACUGCUGGUGCUCCUCAUCGGGGUGUUUGUGAACGUGUUCUUCUAUGACCUGCUCAUCUACGCGGGCGCCAUCGUCAUCUUCCUCAGCCUCAUCUGGUGGGUGUUCUGGUACUCCGGGAACAUCGA